Messenger RNA from Penaeus chinensis, 2741 nucleotides. RefSeq lists its product as uncharacterized. The transcript is spliced from 3 exons. The record is from RefSeq and is a predicted model, not a curated record. Bases 869 to 2221 code for a protein of 450 amino acids. NCBI's taxonomy places the organism in Eukaryota, Metazoa, Arthropoda, Malacostraca, Decapoda, Penaeidae.
CUGCUUCCGCACUGAUCGUGGUAUGGCGUCUGCCCGACGUUGCCGCGGCUGCCAGUGCUCGGGUCUCCGCCACGUGUGAUGCACUACUUGCCCUCGGCUGCACCGGAGCUGCCUGCACCCUCGUCCCCGGCGGAUUCAACCCGGCUGGCGGCUUUCCCUCGCUCGACGGUGUGUGUGUGUGCGAUCUGGCCUGCAGUGCGGUGAUUUUGCGGUCGGAUCUGCAGUUCGAUAAUUGUGCAAUAGGUUCUGUGGUUCGAUAACUGUGCGAUCGCUUCAGCAAUGGAUGUUCAGCGUGUGAUGAACAGAAAGGAGAUUUGGAUUGUGUAGAGAUUUCGGAAAGAUAAAUGGAAAUCCAGUCCUUUAUUUAAACGAUAGAAGUUACAAAUUUUAAAAAAAGAAGUAAUAAUAACCGCAGAAACCAAUAAUUUGAAAACCAAACCAAUACCUGAAAACACACAAAAAUAACAAAAUAAGGAAAGACACGAAAAGACAUAAAAAGAAAACAAAACAAGACACGGGAUAAGGAAAAAUAAAAUAAAAAACUCAAACGUGACAAGUUGCACGAUCCUCCCAGCCGAGAUGAUCGACGCAAUCGUGAAGGGGCUGGUGUCCUCCGCCUCCUACCUGCUCUCCAGCAAGCCCCUCGCCUUCACCAAGUCAGGCGCGGCCGACGGCACCCCCUCCCCCUCCCUCCUCGCUUCCAAGGGCACCUCCUGUAGCGCCCACUCCCUCCCCUCCCCCCCCUUCCCCCUCCUCUCUCUCCCCUUCCCCCCUACACAGCACCUGCGGCCCCCCCUCCCCGCACGAUGCCCACCCCCGCAGCGAGAGGGGGAGAUGGGUACGACCCCUGGGCUACGCCGAACGCUUCAUGACCGCCGCGCAUGACCACGGCUGCAUGACCACAGUGUACGCGCUGUGGCUGGACGCCCGCGCGCCCAUCGACUUUGAGGUCAUCAAGCAGGCCACCUCUAUCAUGUACAGGAAGCUGCCUCAUCUGCGCAUGUCGAUCGGCCGCCACAAGGGCAGGCUGUGGUGGCGCGAGAUCCCGAGGGAGGCCGUGGACGUCGAGGAGCUGCGCAGCGACGACGUCCUGGCCACUCUCGAGUCACUGCUCCGACGCCGCUAUCGCCUGGAAGAGGGCCCCCUCUGGUUCACGAGGUUCGUCCCCCUCCAGGGCGAGGACGAGUGCGUCAGAGACAACAACCACAACCUCAAGUACAAGUACGUCUGCCUCUUCGGCUUCCACCACAACGUAAGUGACGGAACGACCAACAUGAAAUUCUGCAAGGUGUUCCUGCAGGUAGUGAACGACCUGCUGGCGGGGCGCGAAGUGGACAUGCGUCAGGAGGGGGUCUUCGCUACGCCCCUUCACGACCAGAUAGCCGACGACGCGUCCUCGCAGGGCUACUUGUUCACUAUCUUCCUUAAACGCUUCUACAAGGGUAUCCUCAGCUAUGGGGCCUACGUCAGGAACUUUACACACAUUUAUAGAAUGCCCGCAGAGAACAUAGCGAGCACGCGGGUCCUGCACCACGAGCUGGACGAGUUCACCACCAGGAACCUUCUCCGGCGGUGCAAGAUGGAGGGCGUGACCCUGAAUUCGGCCUUCACCGCCGCCGCCAACCUCACGCUGUACCAGAUGAUGGCGGACAAGAACCACUCGCUGGACGCGACGACCGUCAAUUCCCUGCAGGCCAUCAACAUGCGACGCUACUGGCCCAAGGACGCGCAGCCCAACACCUUCGGCUGCCACAUCUCCAUGCUGGACGUGGGCUUCGCAACGAAGCGCGCUGACCUGGACGGCUUCUGGGAGUAUUCGCGCGGCGUGCACUCGAGCCUUGUGUACCAACUGACCACGACGCAGCACCCGCUCAAGAUCCAGCCCAUCAGCGAGCGCCUCAUCCUCAUCAUCCGCAGCAACUCGUGGCUGGACUGGGCGGGCUUCCCCUCCACCAACGACAACCACUACACCGUGACCAACAUGGGCGACCUGACCCACACCUUUCCCGGCAUGGGCGACGAGGUCGAGGUGUCGCGGGUGCUGCGCUCCGUGUCGUGCCACUUCAUGCCCACGCUCUGCCAGCACACCCUGCAGACGUUCCGCGGCCGCUUCUGCUACUCCCUCGACUACUACACGCAGAAGCUUUCGCGGGAGACCGCCACCACGUACGCACAGGGCAUCAUAGACCUCCUGCGGAAGUCCAUCCACACGCCCAACUGACGUGACCCGACGGCGAGGGAGGACACCCUCACGAAGACACAGGCGACGACGGCUCGCCCAAGGUGACAGUAAGACGCCCGACAGGACAACGACGACGAAGCUCCCUUCGGAAGGCUCUCGAAACGCCCCGGGAGGUACACAGCGAAGUCAGAGGACUGCCGCAGCAGCAGCUUCCUCAGUAGACAGAACCGCCGCUCGCCGUGACGAGAACACGACACGCAGGCCCGAAGGCCCUGGCAGCUGCGGAUGCGACGUGCCCUGCCGUCCUGCCCGCGCCGAAGGGACAACAGCCUCAUACCCAAUGCCCACGAUGCCUCUGUCAUUCUCCCAAGCUCAUAUCAUUCACCGCUACAAGACCAUGACAAGUCCGGCCUCGACGCCACACUUAGCAUAGUAAUCUCUACCUCCUGUUUGUUUUGUAUGCCACGUACAAAUGUAAUGUUCUUUGUUUUAAUUUUAAGAGUAUAUGCUCACCAGUAUUAUAGUGUGACUCACUCCGUAAAUAAAUCUGUUACUCAAA